Molecule: messenger RNA, 985 nt
Organism: Exaiptasia diaphana
Lineage: Eukaryota; Metazoa; Cnidaria; Anthozoa; Actiniaria; Aiptasiidae
Product: vitrin
Exons: 5
Coding region: 222-947 (241 amino acids)
Source: RefSeq, a predicted model, not a curated record
UCGUAAAAAAUGGACGCAGAAAAACUGCGUAUUUGUGUGAAAUACCCUAAAACAGAAAGCCAAAUACUUCUCGUGUGCCAUCCAUCGACAUGACAUGUUAUUGGUCAGAUUUGACAAGUGACAUUCGCCAUAUCAUGUGUUAUCAUUUGCACAGUCAGCCAACGCUGCAUCAAGUUGUGACUCAAUAAAGCCACAGACAGGAGAGUGCGCCGACUGUGGACAUGGCGCGGCUCUUGAGUGUCUUGUGCUUAUUCUCCUUGACGUUGGUAUAUGUACGAGCGCAGACCUGUAAAAAACCUGCAGACGUCGCCAUUUUACUUGAUGCAUCGGGUAGUAUUGGUAGGAAGAGAUGGCCAAAGGUUGCGGCUUUUACUAAGUCUCUUGUGAACUCCUUUGGUGUUUCUGAAGAGGGAUCGCAUUUUGCUGUUGUGAUGUACGCCACAAAUACAGCGGUCGUGGUUGACUUUGAUGAUUUCACUGGAGCAGCCCGAACUCCUGAGAAUAUUAAUGCAAAAAUUGAUGAAGUCGAUUAUAAUGAGUGGAAGGGAAUGACGUAUAUCGAUCGUGGGUUAGAUACAGCUAACAGGAUGGUCUUCACAGAAGAGAAUGGAAUGAGACCGGACAAGAAAAAAAUCCUGAUUCUCUUCACGGACGGUAAACAGACAAAAACUCGAGACCCUUACACAGAAUUGGACAUCGCCGCUCAGCCUCUUAAAGCAAAAGGAGUUGAAAUACAUGCUCUAGGAAUCGGUAAAAAGGGCAAGAUUGAUGUCGAUGAACUCGGGAGCAUGGCAACUAAGCCUGAAUACGUGUACACUGCUGAAUCUUUUGAUGACCUUUUGCCGAUGGCGCUUAGGAUUAUUGAAUUGUCUUGUGAUCUCCCUAGAAAGACUACGAGUGUGAAAUACAAUGCACAGGGAAAUUUUCUCUCUCAUUUAUUCACUUGAUAUUUAUACAUUUAUUACUAUUUUUUAAUUACUAAUUU